UGAAUGCCAUGAAGCUAAAGACCCAUAUCCGUUCCUUACUCCAGGGAGAUAAACCUAACCGUUCCAGAUCCUUCCGUAGGAACAGGGAGGAGGAGGACGGGAGUGAUACGGAUCGACGAUCCCGCGCAACGACUCCGUCCGGCAGAGCGCUCUUGGAGGAGGUCAGCCUGAAACCGGUUGGGGAGCGGAAGAUCCCUGGUCGGUUGGACCCCCCAGAGCAGGAGGAAAAGUGUGAACUGAAAAAUCAUUUCCGGGAUUUUAUGAAAACUCCCGCGUUGGUUAAACGAAAUCGAUCCUUCUCCCAACCCCGGGAUAAGGAGAAAGGGAGCGGCUCUGAGAGUUUGUCCCGAAAAGAAAGUUUUGAACACAAAAAUCCGGCGGAAGGAUCAGACCAAGAGAAGUGUGAACUGGCGAACCAUACACAAAGGUUUCUAAAGAGAAAAUCGUUGAUUAAUCCUAACAAAAUGUCAGAUGACUCAGAUACGGAUAGUAUAGUUAAGGAUAAACCUACAGAUCAGGACGUAUCUGCGUCUGAUAAUGAAAAUGAACUAGAUGAUAGUCCUACUAAUAUAGUUUAUAGUAAACCUCCGCCUGCCAAAACAGUGGCGGAUAGUAACACUUAUAGAAGAAUUAGACCCAAAAACGGUGCGAAUGAAACCACUCCGCCCACUCGUAGGUUUGACCGUCGCCUUCGAUCAAAGUCUGAUAUUACGGUUCCAAAGAAUUACUUUAUGGACGAGGAAGCACAGACUGUUACAGAGGAAACGACGGAUAAUCCUGAAGUGGAGGAAAGUGAGACUAAAGCUCCCGACCCAGCGCCAACUGAUGUUAAAACAGAACUGACAACAAAUGCUGAACUGGAAUCCAACAAUAUCCCAACCCCUACAGAAACAAAAACUGAUACGUUGUCUGAAAACUGCUAUAACAAAUUUCAUGAUCGACAGAGAAGACGCAGAAGUAAUGCAAUCAUUGCUGAUAUUGAGAACGUCUAUUUGUCUGCCACCUUGAAGGUUGUCAACUCCGUUCCAAAACCGUUUGUUGCUAACAUCAAACCGACGGAGGAUGAGGACAAAACGUCCUACAAUAUUUCCUAUACAUUAGACAACCCGGAGAAAAAGUUUUCUCGUUCAGACAAGGAAACUAGUUUUGAAAAUGAAGUAGGAGAGAGAAUAGAACCUUACAGCACACUAGGAUAUAGCUCUUCAACCUCAGAUAUAAUGAAUGCCUGUAAAAGUGGUUUACGAAGGUUAACCUACAGGAAGACCUACUCUAGGUCUAGAUCUGGUCCCAAUGAGAUAGAUCAGGAUAAGAACAACAAUUUCUCCGAAAAAGGAAGAGAUGAGAGCCCAAAAACGACAUAUACUACCAUGUCAUCAGGUUCUAGGUUACCAAACCGUCCUACUACUCCAGGUCCCUACCUAAGCUCUAACUCCAGCCUGGGAUCUAGUCUUUACACAAUGAAGAGGCCAACCACUCCGGGUCCGUUUACUAGAGACAGUUGGAAGAGAACUAACCAGAGGUUUAACUACACAAAGAUACUUCACUGUACAGGGAGAGAAACAUACCUUUAGAUGGAGUAAUGGAAAAGGCCCCUGUAUCUUCCCCUUAAACCUUCACACAUCCAACACAAGAAGAGACAAAGCGUCAGCAAAAAAGUGUGCAAAGAUUUUGCGCGUGAUUUUAAAAACGGGGGAAUUAGUUUCACUAGUGGCAACUUUCCCCAACAUCUGGAAAUUUCAGACAUAGGAGGAAAAUCAAGUGAUGAGGCAAUAUUGUCUCCGACGGAUUACUGCCCUUGUUUGGACAAAGAAGAUGGACAAAUUGUAGAAACUUUAAUCGUCCCGAAUCGUCGCAGUUCUUUCCAAGACACUAGUCCCACAUCCCUCCCGUCUGAGUCGGAUAAAGACUCCGGACACAGUUCUAAGUUCUCCGCAAGGGAAGAACCAGACAAGGUUGAGAAUGACACUGAUAUAAGUGAGUUUAGUGAUGAUGAUCAGGAGAGAAGAGUAGAGCAGGAAACAGAGGUUCGUUCCAGGAUCCCGUUCCAGAGAAAAGUAUGGAAUCGUAGAAACGGUCGGUACAGAGUAAGACAAGGCGAAAAUACCUACUCCCACGAUUAUUUCUCUCCAUCUCCAAACCCUACUAGAGAAAUAUCAACCCAAUCUUCGAUCCAUGAUCAACUGAUCAACCUGAAAGCUGAGAUUGCUGCUAUGAAGCAGGAGAUUGCAGAGAUGAAUGAGGAAACUGAAACCGACACUGAGGAGGAAGAGAACGACCUGGAGGAGAAAGAAGGAAUCUCAAAGAGAAAUUUUGAGGAAUCAUUGGAGGGAGAGUUAUCUUACUUCUCUGACUGUUCUGUAAGUGAAUAUGAUUAUUUAGACUACAGUGAUGAACAAGAAGAACUUUCAGAUGAGGAGGAGGAGGUGGAGGAGGAGUAAUAAAACUUGUAAAUUUUGAGACUUACAAAAUACAUGGUUAAUCAAAACAUUUUGAAAAAAAUCUCCAAAUCUUAAUUCUCAAUUGCUGGAGAAUUGUUCUAUAUACAUAUAUAAUUUUUUUAUUUCAUCCUUUAUACCUAGUGACAAAUAGACUUAGUUGCAUUAAAACUAGAUUGUAAAGAUAGAACAAAAUGCAAUAAUUAUUUAGUUGAUCUAACACGUUCUACACUAUACCACACUGUGAAACUUUUGAGCUGCUAGUGAUUUUUACAGUGAUCAUGAUAAAUUAAUUUUCUGAAUAAAAUCUGUGAUAUAAA
Eurytemora carolleeae is the source of this 2755-nucleotide messenger RNA. RefSeq lists its product as uncharacterized. NCBI's taxonomy places the organism in Eukaryota, Metazoa, Arthropoda, Copepoda, Calanoida, Temoridae. The transcript has 2 exons. The record is from RefSeq and is a predicted model, not a curated record. Bases 9 to 1571 code for a protein of 520 amino acids.